This is a messenger RNA of Tarenaya hassleriana, 3651 nucleotides long. RefSeq lists its product as uncharacterized. Gene Ontology annotation, molecular function: DNA helicase activity. The record is from RefSeq and is a predicted model, not a curated record. The transcript has 4 exons. Bases 1 to 3651 code for a protein of 1216 amino acids. Gene Ontology annotation, biological process: DNA repair; telomere maintenance. Lineage: Eukaryota; Viridiplantae; Streptophyta; Magnoliopsida; Brassicales; Cleomaceae.
AUGCUUGCAUUCACAUCAAUUGGUGCAAAAAUAGAUCACUCGGUAACAUCAGGGAAUGGUCCAUAUGCGUUUAGAAUCCACGGGCAGAACCACCACCAAAUAGGAUCUUUACUACCAGUGGAAGGGAAGCCACCCCAGUUUGCACAGCUUUAUAUAUAUGAUACUGCAAAUGAAGUUCGCAAUCGUUUGAGUACACUGAGUCGGACAUCGACUGCUGGAGAUUUAGAUGGGAAAAUUGUAGCUGGUCUUAUUCAGAUGAUGGACGAUUUCAAUUGUCUAGCAAAGAUCUUUAGAAAAGCAAGAGACCGCUAUGAAUCAGGAGACAUUCAAGAUUUUAGAAUCACUAUUGUUGAGCAGAAAAGGCGUGGUAAGCAAUACGAACUGCCAAUCAGUGAGGAGAUUGCAGGGUUGAUCGUCGGUGACAUGUCAACAACGACUGGCGAGCGAGAUGUUGUUUUAGAGCUGAAGGCAUCAAGCCGAUUGCAUCGAAUAAGUGAUCUCCAUCCGUUGUUUAUGAGUCUGCAAUACCCGUUGUUAUUUCCUUAUGGCCAGUAUGGCUUCAAUGAAGAAAUCCCGUAUAUAGAAGAGAGGAACAACAUCAAGAGGUCAUUUGUAACCAUAAGAGAGUUCUAUGCGUAUCAAAUACAAACAAGAUUAUCUGAAGGAAUGACAAUUGUCAAAGCAGGACGUCUAUUCCAGCAGUAUGUGGUUGAUGCAUACACUACAAUAGAACAAGAAAGAAUACGAUGGACCAGAAAUAAUCAAAAGAUACUAAGAGCGGAUCUUUAUAAUAAUGUCUUUGAUGCAGUAGACAAAGGUGACAUAAAUGCUAAAGUAUUGGGCAGAAGGGUAAUUUUGCCACCCUCAUUUACCGGAGGACCACGAUACAUGGUUGAAAAAUACCAUGAUGCGAUGGCAUUAUGCAGAUGGUUUGGGAAUCCAGAUCUUUUUGUCACCGUGACAGCAAAUCCAAAAUGGCAAGAGAUAACUGAUCACCUUAAUGCUUAUGGCGGUGAUUCUGCGUUCGACCGGCCAGACAUUGAAUGUCGUGUAUUCAAGAUGAAAUUGGAUGAUAUACUAUCUGAUUUCAGUGAAGGCGUAUUCUUUCCAAAGCCAAUAGCAGUGAUAUACACCAUCGAAUUCCAAAAGCGAGGUUUACCCCAUGCUCAUAUACUUCUAUGGUUGGAGCCAAUCUACAAGACCCCUACUGCAAAUGACAUCGAUCAACUAAUUUCAGCAGAGUUGCCGGAUAAAGAAACUGAUUUCGAAGGAUUCAAAUUGGUUGAACAACAUAUGAUGCAUGGGCCAUGCGGAUAUAUCAUAUACAGACGCCGGAAUGACGUGACAAAAUUUGUGAUGAAAGGAGAUGUAAGAUUAGAUAAUCGUUUUGUUGUCCCACAUAACUUACAGAUUUUGAAGAAAUACAAGGCACACAUCAAUGUCGAAUGGUGCAGUAAAUCAUCAGCUAUCAAAUAUCUGUUCAAGUACAUCACAAAAGGGGUGGAUAAGGCAACAAUAAUUAUUCAGAAAGGUACGACCACAAUGCAGAAAACAGAUAAGAAGUCAGGGCAGGUGUAUCAGAAAAAUGAGAUCGACGACUACUUAGAAUGUCGUUACUUAUCUGCAUGUGAGGCAGCGUGGAGAAUAUUUUCUUUUCAUAUACAUUAUCAGAGACCUCCGGUCACACGAUUAUCGAUACAUCUCCCGGAUCAACAAAGUUUGAUAUUUGAUGAUUCAACGAAUCUACAAAGUGUUGUUUCACGACCAGGCACAAGGGAAACAAUGUUUACUGAAUGGAUGAACACCAACAACCAGUAUGAAGAAGCAAGAGGGUUAACAUAUGUAGAAUUCCCAACAAAGUAUGUAUGGAAUAACACUGGUAAAUACUGGACUCAAAGGAAACAAGGAUUCAAUGUUGGUCGCGUUGUAAACAUACAUCCAGCUGCAGGGGAGCUUUAUUAUUUAAGGAUGUUGAUAAAUAUCGUGAAAGGACCACGAAAUUACGACGAAAUUUAUACAUUUGCCGGUGUCAAAUACAAUACCUUCAAAGAAGCAUGCCAAGCUAGAGGUUUACUUGGUGGUGACAAUGAAUGGAAUGAAGCGAUAGAGGAGGCAGCAAAAUGGGCAGGUGCGGCUCAAUUGCGUCAUCUAUUUGUUACACUUCUCUUGUAUUGCGAAGUUGGAGAACCGCAUAAACUUUGGGAUAAGUGUUGGAAGCCACUAGCGGAAGACAUCCAACACAAGAAACAAAAGGAGUUCAGCUUCCCAAAUUUAUAUUUGGCAGAUAAUGAACUGCAACAAUAUGCUCUUAUAGAGAUUGAGAAGCUACUCAUGCAAAAUGAAAAAUCAUUACGGGAUUUUCCGAACAUGCCGAAACCAGAUAAAAAUGUCCUCCGUCAUAUCGAAAACACUCUGUUGAGAGAGGAAUUGCAGUUUGACGAGUCACGAGAGAAAGAAGAACACCAAAAAUUGUUUCCUUGCCUGAAUGAAGAUCAAAAAACAGUGUACGAUGCUGUAAUAGAUUCUAUUGAUAAUGGAAGAGGAAAACUUUUCUUCGUAUAUGGAGCCGGAGGGACGGGGAAAACAUUUUUAUACAAAACAAUCAUUUCAAAGCUUCGGUCAGAAAAAAAGAUUGUACUCCCGGUGGCAUCGUCAGGAAUUGCAGCACUGCUUCUACCUGGUGGGAGAACAGCUCACUCGAGAUUCAAAAUCCCUUUAAAUGUUCAUGACACUUCAACAUGCGAUAUAAAGCAAGGGACUAUGUUGGCAGAACUGCUAGCCAGAACAGAAUUAAUCAUCUGGGAUGAAGCCCCUAUGGCACACAGACACACAUUUGAGACACUAGAUCGUACACUCAAAGAUCUUAUGUCAAUUCACGAUGAAUCAUCAUCAGAUAAGCCAUUCGGAGGGAAAACUGUACUGCUUGGAGGGGAUUUCAGACAAAUAUUACCUGUGGUUCAACAAGGAGGGCGCCCUGACACCGUCCUUGCAACAUUAAGUCGUUCAUAUCUAUGGGCAGCGUGCAACGUCUAUAUGUUAACACGUAACUUGAGACUUAACCGAUCUGAAAUAGAGUUUGCAAAAUGGAUAUUGCAAGUUGGGAAUGGGACAGCAAGGAAAAUAGAUGAAAACACUAACGCAUCGACUGGGGAGAACAAAAUUUUAAUAGACGAGACCUUAAUGCUCUGUAGCAUGGGUGACCCGCUACAAGUAAUUGUAGAUGCUGCGUAUCCCCGGUUCCUAAACUCAUUCUUAGAUCAAGCAUAUCUAACAGAGAGAGCAAUCUUAACACCUAGAAACGAAACUGUGGAUGAAGUGAAUGCAUUCAUUCUCUCCAAAAUACCGGGACAAGCAACAGAGUAUCUAAGUUCAGACAGCAUUGGCAUUGAUAACGCACCAGGAACUGAUUGGCAAACCCUAUACCCCGUCGAAUAUCUAAACUCCCUGGAAUUCCCUGGAUUACCGAGUUAUCGACUACAUCUAAAAGUUGGAGCCCCCGUGAUGAUGCUAAGAAACAUCAAUCAAAAGGAAGGACUGUGCAAUGGGACACGGCUAAUAAUAACUCAGUUGGGAAAAAGAGUUUUGGAGGCAGAGAUUAUGAUUGGGCCAAACAGUGGGAAUAAGGAUCAUGCCAUCGCGAAUUAUGUGUAA